GCCAAAUCUGGACCGCAUAUAUAUAGGUCGUACGCAUUGAGUGUUUUGCUCCUUACCUUUUAAAGAAAGUCUUCUUUUUGGUUUCUGGGUUAUCAGUUUUCAUUUCUUUAAGAAGAAAUCUCUCUACAAAUCUCAGUUUCUAUUACUUAUCUGUUUGGCGUUUUAACCCGCGUGUCCACAAGAACAGAGCAAGAAAAGAAAAACCAGAGAAUUUAAGACAGAGAAGCUUCUCUCAUGUAUGUCUUUGCUUUCAAUGGGUCUUUAUCCAUGUGUAAAGAUAUUGCCGGAAUCGCAGGCAAUAUAUUUGCAUUUGGGCUGUUCGUUUCACCAACGCCAACGUUUAGGAGAAUCAUGAGGAACAAAUCUACCGAGCAAUUCUCGGGUUUACCAUACAUUUACGCUCUCUUGAACUGCUUAAUCUGCCUUUGGUAUGGCACACCUUUCAUAUCACACAGCAAUGCCAUGCUUAUGACUGUCAAUUCUGUUGGAGCCACUUUCCAGCUUUGCUACAUUAUCCUCUUCAUCUUGCAUACCGAUAAGAAGAACAAGAUGAGAAUGCUUGGUUUGCUUUUUGUGGUGUUUGCUGUGGUUGGAGUGAUUGUAGCUGGAAGUUUGCAGAUACCUGACCAGCUCACACGAUGGUACUUUGUCGGGUUCUUGAGCUGCGGUUCUCUUGUCUCGAUGUUUGCCUCACCUUUGUUUGUUAUUAACCUAGUGAUUCGGACUAAGAGCGUUGAGUUUAUGCCGUUUUAUCUCUCUCUAUCGACUUUCUUGAUGAGCGCUUCCUUCUUCCUUUACGGGUUAUUCAACAGCGACGCCUUUGUUUAUACACCAAAUGGAAUAGGAACCAUUCUUGGUAUAGUGCAGCUGGCUUUGUACUGUUACUACCACAGGAAUUCGACAGCAGAAGAAAUAAAAGAGCCUUUGAUUGUUUCUUACGUGUGAAAUUAGCACAAAGAAGCAAAUCUACUGUGGGGAAAAAAAAAACCAGGAGAUGUGGUGACAUCAAGAUUCUUUGUUGUUAUUGUUGUUGUCUACUUUUGUGUAGCUUCUUGUAACUAUAUCUACCGGCUUUCGUUCUCUCAUGGCGCGAAGAUGUUUAUCCUCUCGGCUUCUGGUCAUGAUCGAAGGAUGGAGUUAUUUUUCAGUUUUGAUGGCUCAUUUGCUGAAGAUGAUCUGAAGACAAAUGACAGAUUCACUGGUGUGAGAGUUUUGUUGUUUGUGUGAUGCAAAUCUAUGGUGGGUCAAUUUGAAGAACCUGUGUCCAUAUAUUGUUUGUUUUUUUCUUUUUCCUUUUUCAUGAAAUUCUAUUUGUUUGUUCAUAAGAUUUUGUUUCUUUGAGAUGUAAAUCUCUGGUGGGUUGAUAGUUUGAAGAACAAUGUCCAUAUAAUGCUUGUUUUCUGUA
Messenger RNA from Capsella rubella, 1405 nucleotides. RefSeq names its product bidirectional sugar transporter SWEET2. The transcript is spliced from 6 exons. Bases 235 to 945 code for a protein of 236 amino acids. Lineage: Eukaryota; Viridiplantae; Streptophyta; Magnoliopsida; Brassicales; Brassicaceae. Gene Ontology annotation, biological process: carbohydrate transport. The record is from RefSeq and is a predicted model, not a curated record. Gene Ontology annotation, molecular function: sugar transmembrane transporter activity. Gene Ontology annotation, cellular component: membrane.